AUGCUGCCCUCGUGGACCAUUGGCCUGCUCCUGCUGACCACAGUCACAGGAAAAGAGAUCUGCUACAGCCCUUUCGGCUGCUUCUCCAAUGAAAAACCAUGGACUGGCAUUCUCCAGAGGCCCUUAAACUUACUUCCUUGGUCCCCGGAGGUCAUCAACACCCACUUUCUUCUGUACACGAAUGAGAAUCCCAACAACUUCCAACUCAUCAGCUCCACUGACCUUGACACCGUUGAGGCUUCAAACUUCAACUUGAACCGCAAGACACGCUUCAUCGUCCACGGCUUCGUCGACAAGGGAGAGAAUGACUGGCUGGUGGACAUGUGCAAGAACAUGUUUCAAGUGGAGCAGGUGAACUGCAUCUGUGUGGACUGGAAAGGGGGCUCACACGCGGAAUACACCCAGGCCGUCCACAACCUCCGGGUGGUCGGAGCUGAGAUCGCCUACCUCAUCCAGGAGCUGUCGACCAAGCUGGGCUACAGCCCCGAGAACGUGCACAUCAUCGGCCACAGCCUUGGCUCACACGUCGCGGGAGAGGCCGGCCGGAGACUGGAGGGCCGCGUGGGCAGGAUCACAGGGCUGGAUCCCGCAGAACCGUGCUUCCAGGGCGCGCCCGAGGAGGUGCGCUUGGACCCGUCAGAUGCUAUGUUCGUGGAUGUGAUCCACACGGAUUCUGCUCCUAUCAUCCCAAACGUCGGGUUUGGAAUGAGCCAAAAGGUGGGCCAUCUGGAUUUCUUUCCCAAUGGAGGAAAGCAAAUGCCUGGAUGUCAGAAAAAUAUCAUUUCAACCAUUGUUGAUAUAAAUGGAAUCUGGGAAGGAGCCACUCACUUUGUAGCAUGCAACCACCUAAGAAGCUACAAGUAUUACUCAAGCAGUAUCCUCAACCCGGAUGGCUUUCUGGGCUACCCCUGUGCCUCCUACAAAGACUUCCAGGAGAAUCGUUGUUUCCCUUGCCCAGCUGGAGGAUGCCCCAAAAUGGGGCACUUUGCUGACCAGUUUCAGGGGAAAACCAAUGCUGUAGCACAAACCUUCUACCUGAAUACAGGAGAAAGUGAUAACUUCCCCCGUUGGAGAUACAGGGUCUCAGUCACACUGUCUGGAAAAAAGAGCAUGGGUGGCUUCAUCAAGGUUGCUUUGUAUGGAAGUAACGGAAACUCAAAACAGUAUCAAAUUUUCAAAGGAUCCCUCAAACCAGGAGCAAAUUAUGUGAAUGAUAUUGAUGUGGACUUUAAUGUUGGAAAAAUCGAGAAGGUCAAGUUUCUCUGGAACAAGAGUUGGCUAAAUCUCUUGAAGCGCAAAAUGGGAGCUUCCCAAGUCACAGUACAAAGUGGUGAAGAUGGAACUGAGUAUAAAUUCUGUGGCAAAGACACCGUGAAAGAAGAUGUUCUGCAAGCCCUUUACCCUUGUUAA
Messenger RNA from Sorex fumeus (smoky shrew), 1410 nucleotides. RefSeq names its product pancreatic lipase-related protein 2-like. The record is from RefSeq and is a predicted model, not a curated record. The transcript is spliced from 12 exons. Gene Ontology annotation, biological process: phospholipid catabolic process. Bases 1 to 1410 code for a protein of 469 amino acids. Lineage: Eukaryota; Metazoa; Chordata; Mammalia; Eulipotyphla; Soricidae. Gene Ontology annotation, molecular function: protein binding; galactolipase activity; glycerophospholipase activity.